Messenger RNA from Paraphaeosphaeria sporulosa, 1404 nucleotides. RefSeq lists its product as uncharacterized. NCBI's taxonomy places the organism in Eukaryota, Fungi, Ascomycota, Dothideomycetes, Pleosporales, Didymosphaeriaceae. The record is from RefSeq and is a predicted model, not a curated record. The transcript is spliced from 2 exons. The coding region runs from base 1 to 1404 and encodes 467 amino acids.
AUGACCACAGCAACGGCACACGGCUCCGCAUCGUUACCCGAGAAACAGUAUUGGUCUACUGUUCGAUACCUACGAUUCACAUGUCUCACGGUCUAUCGUCGCCUAUUCACGUUCCUGGUCUUGCUCAACCUGAUAGGCCUCUACAUCAUCCUUCACCAGACGAUCGUCAGUCUUGACACACUAGCAACAGCUGCGUCAACUAAUAUCUUGAUCGCUAUCCUCGUCAGGCAGGAUCUUUUCAUCAAUGGCAUUUUCCGGUUAGCCUGGAUUGUUCCAUGGCGUGUACCGCUCGCAGUGAGGAGGUGGAUCGCGAGAUGCUACUGUUAUGGAGGGAUCCAUAGUGGAGCUGCCAUGGUAGGAAUGGUAUGGUGGAUCGGUUACAGCAUUGUGUUGACAACCCAGAUGGUCAAACAAGGACUAUAUUCCGUUCAGCUUCUAAUGACUACUUGGACAAUCCUGGCGACUUUGGCACUGAUCAUUGUCUUUGCCCUGCCAGGCUUCCGGAGAACGCACCACAACAUCUUUGAAAUCACACAUCGCUUCUUAGGCUGGGCCUCCAUCUCUCUUUUCUGGACACAGCUCCUGCUCUUCGUCAACCAAACCACUCCGCCAGGUCAAUUUCUAGAGACACUGCUUCACACACCCACAUCCUGGAACCUCACCUGCAUCACCGUUCUGGUCGUACACCCCUGGCUCACGCUCCGCACCUGGGUCUUCCAUCCCACGGUGCUUUCACCCCACGCUGUACGCCUGCGCUUCGUCCGCCCCGUCCACAAAUUCUCCUGCCUCUCGAUCUCUACCCACCCACUAAAAGAGUGGCACCCAUUCGCCACGUUCCCCACACCUCCCACCAGCACCCAAGACUCGCAUCUGGAAGGCUCCAUCCUCGUCUCCGACGCAGGCGACUGGACCCGCGCCCUCAUCUGCCACGCCCAAGCCAUUACGAGCGGGCAGCCGACCCACCAGCCCACAAACGGGGGACCACGAGCACCAGAACUCCGCCUCUGGGUCAAGACCACCCCCGUCCCCGGCGUCCUCUCCCUGACAACGCUCUUCCCCCGCGUCCUCCUCAUCACCACGGGCUCCGGCAUCGGGCCCUGCCUCUCCUCGCUGCUUGCCCGCCCCGCAGCCCAGUUCGUCCGGCUGGUCUGGAGCACGCGCUCGCCGGCGGCGACCUACGGCGCGGAGCUGGUCGCCGCCGUGUACGCCGCGGAUCCGGGCGCGUUGGUCCUGGACACGGAUGCGAUGGGGCGGCCGGAUCUUGUGCGCGUGGGAUAUGCGCUGUUUCGCGCGUUGCGGGCCGAGGCGGUGUUUGUGCUGAGCAAUGAGAAGACCACGAGGAGGGUGGUGUAUGGGCUCAGGUGCAGGGGCGUGCCUGCCAUGGGGCCGGUUUUUGAUUCAUGA